Molecule: messenger RNA, 2632 nt
Organism: Sus scrofa (pig)
Lineage: Eukaryota; Metazoa; Chordata; Mammalia; Artiodactyla; Suidae
Gene: GHITM
Product: growth hormone inducible transmembrane protein
Cellular component (GO): mitochondrial inner membrane
Source: RefSeq, a predicted model, not a curated record
CACUGUGAGCAAAAGGGACUGCGCUCAAAGUCCGUAAGGGGUGGGCGGAGGGGUUAGGAGGUGUGCGCGGUUGACUUCCGCCGGCGAAAGGGAACUGCGCGCUUGAGGUGACAAGGGACUGAGGUACGGCUCCCCUGGGCGACACUCACCGCGAUUCACCGUGCUACUGAUUGCCGGCCCGGCGGGGCCUCUGGGUGCGUCUCCGAGGGCUGGAGGCAGCGGCGCAGCGGGUUGCGUCACAGCCUGGUGGCGCGUCAGGGUCAUACUUCAGCAUUUCAGAUCUGCUUGGUAAACCUGGUGUGCCACCAUGCUAGCGGCAAGACUCGUGUGUCUCCGGACUCUACCCUCCAGAGUUUUCCAUCCAACUUUCACCAAGGCCUCCCCUGUUGUGAAGAAUUCCAUCACAAAGAAUCAAUGGCUUUUAACACCCAGCAGGGAAUAUGCUACCAAGACAAGAAUUGGGAUCCGCCGUGGGAAAACUGGCCAAGAACUCAAGGAGGCAGCUUUGGAACCAUCAGUGGAAAAAAUAUUUAAAAUUGAUCAGAUGGGAAGAUGGUUUAUUGCUGGAGGGGCUGCUGUUGGUCUUGGAGCGCUGUGCUACUAUGGCUUGGGAAUGUCUAAUGAGAUUGGAGCUAUUGAAAAGGCCAUAAUUUGGCCUCAGUAUGUGAAAGAUAGAAUUCAUUCAACUUAUAUGUACUUAGCAGGAAGUAUUGGUUUAACAGCUAUGUCUGCUCUGGCAGUGAGCAGAACUCCUGCUCUCAUGAACUUCAUGAUGAAAGGCUCUUGGGUGACAAUUGGUGCAACCUUUGCAGCCAUGAUUGGAGCUGGAAUGCUGGUACAAUCAAUAUCAUAUGACCGGAGCCCAGGCCCAAAGCAUCUUGCUUGGUUACUACAUUCUGGUGUGAUGGGUGCGGUGGUGGCUCCUUUGACGAUAUUAGGGGGGCCUCUUCUCAUCAGGGCUGCAUGGUACACAGCUGGCAUCGUAGGAGGCCUCUCCACUGUGGCCAUGUGUGCGCCCAGUGAGAAGUUUCUGAACAUGGGAGCACCCCUGGGCGUGGGCCUGGGUCUCGUCUUUGUAUCCUCACUGGGAUCUAUGUUUCUUCCACCUACCACUGUGGCUGGUGCCACUCUAUACUCAGUGGCAAUUUACGGUGGAUUAGUUCUUUUCAGCAUGUUUCUUCUGUAUGAUACACAGAAAGUAAUCAAACGUGCAGAAGUAGUACCAAUGUAUGGAGUUCAAAAAUAUGAUCCCAUCAAUUCGAUGCUGGGAAUCUACAUGGAUACAUUAAACAUAUUUAUGCGAGUUGCCAGUAUUCUAGCAACUGGAGGCAACAGAAAGAAGUGAAGUGACUCAGCUUCUGACUUCCUUAAUACAUCAGAUAUCUGUCUUGUUAAAUAGGAGCAGAUAUUCAUUAAAUAGUUUGUGCAAGCAGAUUUCAUUGAAGUUUAGAAGAUAAGAACUUUGUCACCAUGCUUCAAAUGUUUCAAUAAUGUGAUGCUUCAGGUCUGCUUUUUCUUCUGGAGAAUAAAUUCAGUAGUUGUCUUCCAAAUAGCACACAUAUUUUCAGUUCUCAUGUGUGAGUAAUUCUAAAAUGCUUUAAUGAAUGUGAUAACUAAGGUUUAUGUUGCAGGAAUUUCAGUAUUUUAUCUAUUUUUAAAUUUACUUGGUUAAGUGAAAUCAUGUACCUGCAUUUUUUUUUUUUUUUUGAAUGUGGAAGAUUAACAAGUAAUAUCAUAAGUAACAGAGGGGGUUGAUAAAGGGACCAAAGAGAAGUAAAGGGUCACCUGCAGUUUUUCUUUGAAUACUUAGAACGUAGUACUUGUGUAACUGGUGAGCCAUUGAGGGGGUUUAGAUGUUUGGAAACAAGUCACCACAGUACAUCUGCUCAACUUUGCAGAAGCAUUGAGCAGAAAACAAAGACAGGUGGUUCUUUCUCCUGCUCUCCCUUCUCAGGGUUCUCCUUACAGUAUAGAUGUGAUCAUGUCUGGCUUCUCCUUGUUUGACAUUGUUAGGAGAGUCCAGGAUGUUAACCAUAUCAAGAGUUUCUGUUGUAGAAUAUAUAUCACAUGUGUGUGUGAGUCUUACUUUUGAAUUGUCAAAAUAUAUAGGAUAAAAUAAUCAGCAUGAAAAUUGUUGCACUUUUAAGUAUACAAACAAUAUGCAUAAUUGCUGAAUAUUUUUGCAUAUUGAAAUGUUUAAAGGAGUACAUGCUUCCCUUUCUUAUCUCUUCAGGCUUUAAAGUGCUAAUCAGGAAAGCCUAUUUGAGGUUUUUCCCCUCAGAUUUGGUGUUUUGGAUUCCCUCUCAGAAGAAUCACUUAAAAAAGGAAAGCAAAGCAAGGCUUUUUUAAUGAAUAUGUAUCAAUCAAAAAUGUAACAGAGAAAAUGGCAUUCUUAGAGUUUCCCCUAGCAGAGCUUUCCUUCUCUAUCCAUAGACCAUUAUUUUGCCAUUUGUAAGUUUUUGAUACAGAAGAGUUAUUUUUGGAAGUCCUUAUAAAUGAAAUAAGUGUAUGGUUUCAAGAUGGUUGAUGUUUUUGAUAUUUAUUGAAGCAAUCCAGAAAUAACUAUUCUAACCAUCUCAAGUUACAGAGGAAGCUUAUUUCUGAAAUAAUAAAGAUUCCAGCCAGAUGGUGA